GUUAAAAACAUGGGACUUAUUAUACAAUCUAUUUAAAUCAAGCUUCAUAUGAGAAUUUUUUUUUACAUAUCACGUUAUGACGUAGAAAUCGGGAGUGGCUUAGCAUCUAAAAAAAAUUACAGCAAGAAUAUCUUAUCAGAAAAUUUUCGAAAAAUACCUUAUCACAAAUGAAUGCUUCUCGUAUAACUUGCUUAAUAUCUUCAAUUAAUAAAACGAACUUUAUUAAACAUGUGAAAUUUAAUGAAUUAUUUAUUAAUAUAGGGAAAGGAAGAAAACCUUAUUCGAUAUACUCUUCUCUUAAACCUGAACCAGAAAUUAGAGAAAUGGUAGCUAAAAAAUAUAGAAUUGUUAGUAGUAUAGUAUUAACAAGACCACCACAAAUUCUUCGAGAUUUACACCCAUUUGAAAAAGAAUAUUAUUUAUAUCAACAAAAGUUAGAACAAAUUCAUUCACCACCAUUUCCUCAAGAUUUUUAUUUUAAAAAAGGUAGCAUAGCAGAAAAGAGGUGGAAUAAAAGAAAAGAACAAGAUAAAAAGAAUGCUUUAUCAGUUUUUAGUGAAUUUAAUGAUAAUUUAAAAGAUAAAUCUGAUAUUGUUGAAGGUGAAGAAGAUAUUAACAAUGAUAAUAAAAGUUUAGGUGAUGUUGAAGAAGAAGAAAUUAAAAUUGCUAGUAGAAUAACUCAAGAUGAUUUAAAUAAUAAUUUGAAAUCUUUGAAUAGAGCAUUACAUAGAACUUUAUAUCUCAUAGUAAAAAAACCAAGAGAUGAACAUGCAUGGCAAUUUCCUCAAGGUGGUGUAAACAACAGAGAAAGUUUAAUUCAGGCUGCUGCUAGAGAACUUGAAGAGGAAUGUGGUAAUAAAAUGGACGUUUGGUUUGUAGGUAGAAGACCAAUUGGUUGUUAUAAAUACACAUAUCCAAAAAAUUUUGUUAGAGAAGACGACAAAGAUAUUAAAGGAUCCAUGGUAUUUUUCAUGAAAGCUCAUAUAUUUGCGGGACAAGUACAUGUAGAUCAAAAAGAAAUUGUAGACUUUGCUUGGGUUACAAAACAAGAAAUGAAGGAUUUUGUAACUAGUAACUAUUAUUCUGCCGUUUUGGACAUGCUUUCAGAGUUUUAAUUAGGAUUUAUUUUAAAAAAAAAGCAGACUUGCUUACUAUUUAUAUUAAAAAAAUUAUUUUAAUUUAAUUAAAA
Rhizophagus irregularis DAOM 181602=DAOM 197198 is the source of this 1189-nucleotide messenger RNA. RefSeq names its product mitochondrial 54S ribosomal protein mL46. Gene Ontology annotation, cellular component: mitochondrial large ribosomal subunit. Gene Ontology annotation, molecular function: structural constituent of ribosome; hydrolase activity. The record is from RefSeq and is a predicted model, not a curated record. NCBI's taxonomy places the organism in Eukaryota, Fungi, Glomeromycota, Glomeromycetes, Glomerales, Glomeraceae.